Molecule: messenger RNA, 2094 nt
Organism: Haliotis rufescens (red abalone)
Lineage: Eukaryota; Metazoa; Mollusca; Gastropoda; Lepetellida; Haliotidae
Product: putative protein FAM47C
Exons: 1
Coding region: 1-2094 (697 amino acids)
Cellular component (GO): extracellular region
Source: RefSeq, a predicted model, not a curated record
AUGGCUGUAAACAAUAAUGCCAGGCGUCACCCACAGGAGCCGUCCACAGGAGUUAUCCACAGGAGUCUUCCACAGGAGCCUUCCACAGGGGCCUUCCACAGGGGCCUUCCACGGGAGUUAUCCACAGGUGCCUUCCACAGGAGCCGUCCACAGGAGUCAUCCACAGGUGCCUUCCACAGGAGCCGUCCACAGGAGUCAUCCACAGGAGCCGUCCACAGGAGUCAUCCACGGGAGUUAUCCACAGGAGCCUUCCACAGGAGUUAUCCACAGGGGCCUUCCACAGGAGCCUUCCACAGGUGCCUUCCACAGGAGUUAUCCACAGGUGCCUUCCACAGGAGCCUUCCACAAGGGCCUUCCACAGGAGUUAUCCACAGGAGCCUUCCACAGGAGCCUUCCACAGGAGUUAUCCACAGGUGCCUUCCACAGGUGCCUUCCACAGGAGCCGUCCACAGGAGUCAUCCACAGGUGCCUUCCACAGGUGCCGUCCACGGGAGUCAUCCACAGGAGCCGUCCACAGGAGUCAGCCUUCCACAGGAGUUAUCCACAGGGGCCUUCCACGGGAACCUUCCACAGGAGCCUUCCACAGGAGACUUCCACGGGAACCUUCCACAGGAGCCUUCCACAGGAGCCGUCCACAGGAGUCAUCCACAGGAGUUAUCCACAGGAGCCUUCCACAGAAGCCUUCCACGGGAGCCUUCCACAGGAGCCAUUCACAGGAGCCUUCCACAGGAGUCAUCCACAGGAGUCAUCCACAGGAGCCUUCCACAGGAGCCUUCCACAGAAGUCAUCCACAGGAGUUAUCCACAGGAGUUAUCCACAGGAGUCAUCCACAGGAGCCUUCCACAAGAGUUAUCCACAGGAGUCAUCCACGGGAGCCAUCCACAGGAGUUAUCCACAGGAGCCUUCCACAGGAGUCAUCCACAGGAGUUAUCCACAGGAGCCUUCCACAGGGGCCUUCCACAGGAGUUAUCCACGGGAGUCAUCCACAGGAGCCUUCCACAGGAGCCAUCCACGGGAGUCAUCCACAGGAGCCAUCCACAGGAGUCAUCCACGGGAGUCAUCCACAGGAGCCUUCCACAGGAGUUAUCCACAGGAGUCAUCCACGGGAGCCAUCCACGGGAGCCAUCCACGGGAGUCAUCCACAGGAGCCUUCCACAGGAGUUAUCCACAGGAGUCAUCCACGGGAGUCAUCCACGGGAGUCAUCCACAGGAGCCAUCCACAGGAGUCUUCCACAGGAGUUAUCCACAGGAGCCAUCCACAGGAGUCUUCCACAGGAGUUAUCCACAGGAGCCUUCCACGGGAGUUAUCCACGGGAGUCAUCCACAGGAGCCUUCCACAUGAGUUAUCCACAGGAGCCUUCCACAGGAGUUAUCCACAGGAGUCAUCCACGGGAGCCAUCCACAGGAGUUAUCCACAGGAGCCUUCCACAGGAGUCAUCCACAGGAGUUAUCCACAGGAGCCUUCAACAGGGGCCUUCCACGGGAGUUGUCCACAGGAGUCACCCACAGGAGUCACCCACAGGAGUCAUCCACAGGAGUCACCCACAGGAGUCAUCCACAGGAGCCAUCCACAGGAGUCUUCCACAGGAGUUAUCCACAGGAGCCUUCCACGGGAGUUAUCCACGGGAGUCAUCCACAGGAGCCUUCCACAGGAGUUAUCCACAGGAGCCUUCCACAGGAGUUAUCCACAGGAGUCAUCCACGGGAGCCAUCCACAGGAGUUAUCCACAGGAGCCUUCCACAGGAGUCAUCCACAGGAGUUAUCCACAGGAGCCUUCAACAGGGGCCUUCCACGGGAGUUGUCCACAGGAGUCACCCACAGGAGUCACCCACAGGAGUCAUCCACAGGAGCCAUCCACAGGAGUCUUCCACAGGAGUUAUCCACAGGAGCCUUCCACGGGAGUUAUCCACGGGAGUCAUCCACAGGAGCCUUCCACAGGAGUUAUCCACAGGAGCCUUCCACAGGAGUCAUCCACAGGAGUCACCCACAGGAGCCUUCCACAGGGGCCUUCCACGGGAGCCAUCCACAGGUGCCAAUUACAGGAGCCAUUCACAGGAGCCAUCCACAGGAGCCAUUCACACCCUUCAGAUCUAA